Pleurotus ostreatus (oyster mushroom) is the source of this 1509-nucleotide messenger RNA. RefSeq lists its product as uncharacterized. Gene Ontology annotation, cellular component: membrane. The record is from RefSeq and is a predicted model, not a curated record. The transcript is spliced from 19 exons. Lineage: Eukaryota; Fungi; Basidiomycota; Agaricomycetes; Agaricales; Pleurotaceae. Bases 1 to 1509 code for a protein of 502 amino acids. Gene Ontology annotation, molecular function: transmembrane transporter activity. Gene Ontology annotation, biological process: transmembrane transport.
AUGUUCAUCUCUAGCACACAUCCGCGGUUCUCAAACUCUCCUUGUCGGACUGAGACGACUCAGUCCGAGUCUUCUUUAUCUUCGGAGAAAGUCAAGGAUAAUAUCAAGGACACAGUUCAAGAGGUCCUGCCCGCCAUAAAAGAUGUUGAGGCCAUCAGGGUUAACUACGAUGACAAGGAAAGAAGUCGUAUAUUACGAAAGAUGGACCUUCGUCUGCUUCCUUUCGUGUCUCUGCUAUACCUGCUCUCAUUCUUGGAUCGGAGCAAUAUUGGUAAUGCGCGUGUUGCUGGAAUGGCGGAAGAUUUGAAUCUUGUCGGUCUCAAAUAUAAUGUAGCUGCCGCGGUCUUCUCGAUACCUUACGCCUUGGUUGAGGUGCCAUCAAAUAUUGCUUUGAAGCUAUUUAGACCGUCCAUCUGGAUUCCAUCUAUCAUGCUCGCAUGGGGCAUAAUCAUGACUCUUAUGUGCUUGGUCAAUUCAUAUGCCGGUCUUAUCGUAGCACGGUUAUUCCUUGGGGUGGCUGAGGCUGGCCUCUUCCCUGGUAUCACAUUCUAUCUGAGCCACUGGUAUCCUAGGAGGAAGUUUGCCAUGCGGAUUGCUAUAUUCUUCUCUGCAGCCACUAUUGCAGUAAUGCUGUCUAAGGCGCAUUUGGUGGGAUCCUUGCAUUCGGGAUUGAGAAAAUGGAUGGCAUCGGAGGCCUUCAUGGGUGGCAAUGGAUUUUCUGCCUUGAAGGACUUGAGUGCAGCAACCGUCGUCGUCGCCACACUAUCUUAUUUCUUCAUGUAUGAUUAUCCAGAAACUGCAUCCUUCCUAACAGAGUCAGAACGCCGACAUGUUGUAGAGAUGCUGAAAGAGGACUCUCGUAGCCUCGCCACGGGAUUUGACAAAAAGUAUAUAUUCCAAGCGAUGACGGACUACAAGACAUAUGCUCAGAUCGGAAUACACAUGGGCUCAGCCCAAGCCCAACUCCUCACGGUGCCCAUCUUUGCGUGCGGGUGCUGCUCUACCGUCGUCAUAGGCAUUCUCUCCGAUAAAUUCAAUAUCCGAGGCCCAUUCAUCAUUGGGUGUGCGUUGGUAUCCAUGGUUGGGUACAUCGUGCUGUAUACCACAUCGACCCCCGGCGCAGGUUACGUUGGGUGUAUCAUUGCCGCCGUAGGAGUGUUCCCAACCGUCCCCGUGGAUCUUGCGUGGAUUGGUGGAAAUGUAGGUGGGACGUUGAAGCGUGGAGUCGCGAUUGCUAUGGUCAUCGGUAUGGGGAAUCUAGGAGGGCUUUGUUCUGCAUUCAUUUAUUUCGACGGCCCCCGUUUCCACCACGGACAUGGUACCAUUAUGGGUUGGCUGGGCCUUUCGAUUCUCCUUACCUGCUUCAUGAUGUACGAUUACGACCGCUGCAAUAACGUCAAGGAGGCCUUGUGCCAGUCGGAAGGCAUAGACGAAAGCCACAGCGACGCCUUUGCGGAGCUUGGUGACCAUAGUCCGUUGUUCAGGUCAGCGCACACUCCCCAUAUUUAG